Gigantopelta aegis is the source of this 996-nucleotide messenger RNA. RefSeq lists its product as uncharacterized. The record is from RefSeq and is a predicted model, not a curated record. The transcript has a single exon. Lineage: Eukaryota; Metazoa; Mollusca; Gastropoda; Neomphalida; Peltospiridae. Bases 1 to 996 code for a protein of 331 amino acids.
AUGGAACCGUACAAACCACAUGAAACCCGUAAAAAACACAUGAAACCGUACAAUCCACAUGGAACCCGUACAAACCACAUGGAAUCGUACCGAAAAAACCCCAUGAAACCGUACAAACCACAUGGAACCCGUACAAACCACCUGGAACCGUACAAACCACCUGGAACCGUAACCCGUACAAACCACAUGGAAUCGUACAAACCACAUGAAAUCGUACAGUACAAACCACAUGGAACCCGUACAAACCACAUGAAACUCGUACAAACCACACGGAACCAUAGAAACCACAUGGAACCCGUACAAACCACAUGGAACUCGUACAAACCACAUGGAACCCAUACAAACCACAUGAAACCCGUAAAAAAACACAUGAAACCGUACAAACCACAUGGAACCCGUACAAACCACAUGGAAUCGUACCGAAAAAAAAACAUGAAACCGUACAAACCACAUGGAACCCGUACAAACCACCUGGAACCGUACAAACCACCUGGAACCGUAACCCGUACAAACCACCUGGAACCUGUACAAACCAUAUGGAACCGUACAAACCACAUGGAACCCGUACAAACCACAUGGAACCCGUACAAACCAUAUGGAACCGUACAAACCACAUGGAACCCGUACAUGGAACCCGAACAAACCACAUGGAAUCGUACAAACCACAUGAAAAUCGUACCGUACAAACCACAUGGAACCCGUACAAACCACAUGAAACUCGUACAAACCAAACGGAACCAUAUAAACCACAUGGAACCCGUACAAAUCACAUGGAACCAUACAAACCUAGUGGAACUCGUACAAACCACAUGGAACCCGUACAAACCACAUGGAACCGUACAAACCACAUGGAACCCGUACAAACCACAUGGAACGUACCACAUGGAACCCGUACAAACCACAUGGAACCCGUACAAACCACAUGGAACCGUACAAAACCACAUGGAACCCGUACAAACCACAUGGAACCGUACAAACCACAUGGAACCCGUAUAA